AUGAGCGACUCAUCUCUACAGCAGCAAACUAGUGGCAACGGAUCCUCUUCCGAUAUAAAGGCCACUGUACGCGAAGUACUUAAUCAGCAGCACGACCACCAACAACGACAACAACAAUCAAACAAUAUAGAUGAUAAAACUACUGCCACCGCUGGUGUCGACUCUUCUGAUAAUAUGGAGACUGUAAUGCGCAAAGUGUUAGGUGAAGUAAUGUCCGGUAACACCAAGAAAGCAAAGUCCAAAACUGAAACGUCAAAGAACAAGUCUAAAAAUGAUGGGAGGGUUAAAUCUUCCAAGACUUUGAAAUCAUCAAGCCACAAACGCAACAACGCCUCCAACCAGCAGUCUCCUGGAAAUUCUGACUCUUCGGAUGACAGCAGCAACAACAGUUCGUCCGACGAUGACGAUUCUGACUCAGACAACGAAGGGAAAAAUACCAACACCACCGCCUCCUCUUUGACAAGCGAUUCCGAUAACGAUUCAGAUGGCAGACGUGGCAAGAAAGUUUACAAACUCAAAAGCAAAGAGUACAAAAAGUUUAAACGCUACAUGAAAUACCGCAAGAGUAAGGACUCUGCAUCGACCGAGACCGCCGACACUGACGCACCAUCAAAACCACAGAAAUCAGACAAAAAUAAAAAGAUGAAAACCAAGCACUAUCAGCAGACUGGCGGCAGCGGUGACAACUCCAGUGGUAAUGGUGGUGGUGGUGGUGGUGGUGGUGGUGGUGGUGGUGGUGGUGACACGGAAACUCCUAUGGAGGUAGGUGACACCACAAACAACAAGCCGCCACAAACAGCUACUGGGACAUCCGCAACUGCGGCCAAUACCGAUAAAGCGUUCCACGAGAAAAUCGAUUUUAUUUUCAACUCUAUUCAAAACCAACAACACAAGACCAACAGCCAAGAGACCAAUAGUAGGUCACCACCGUCGACUGAUGCUUCGGGCACUGACGCCACUAGCAAAGGUGAUUCUAUUACGCCCGCCACUGCCGAGGACAAAAAGUCCAACGUCGAUGAUAAUACUAACAACACCUCAACCGAAGAACACCACAGUAUGGACGUCGAGCAUCAAGAAGACAAAGUCAUCCCUUCUGUUGGUGUGACUACACGAUUGGCAAGCAAGCGAGUUCACUUUUGUACCGACGACAACACCAAAGUAAUGAGUAAAGAAGAAAUGAAAGAUAUAAGAAAACAUAUGUUUAGGGGAGUUCCGUUUAUUCAUUCACCAAACGGUCAUCAUGGCUACCCAAACCAAAAUAGCCAGCAAGCAGUCUUCACCGCACCAGUCCACCGGAAAUCGACCUAA
Lineus longissimus is the source of this 1308-nucleotide messenger RNA. RefSeq names its product dentin sialophosphoprotein-like. The coding region runs from base 1 to 1308 and encodes 435 amino acids. NCBI's taxonomy places the organism in Eukaryota, Metazoa, Nemertea, Pilidiophora, Heteronemertea, Lineidae. The record is from RefSeq and is a predicted model, not a curated record. The transcript has a single exon.